AUGGAUGUGAAGACCGAAGUGGCAUUGAGUGAGCAGAAGAAGAAGAGGAGGAGGAGGAAGAAGAAGAAGAAGAAGAAGAAGAAGAGGAAGAAGAAGAAGAAGAAGAAGAAUAAUAAGAAGAAGAAGAAUAAGAAGAAGAAGAAAAAGAAGGAGGAGAAGAAGAAGACCAUUGGACGGCGGGAACGUUACUUGUAGUAGUUGCGAAAAGAAUCUAGGACUCACACAUUCGCCCAUAUUGUUUAACCUGGUUGCCGUGUUGACCUUUCCGAAUACCUGAAGGUCGAUUUGAGAACGAUAUGAACGUUGUGCCGCGUAAACUACUGUUCCCAGCAAUGUACGUCGGUCUGACCGAUUACUUCGCCGCGCAGCCGGGUUGCCGGCCUAGACGCUGCCUGCUGCCAGUAGGAAGGACUACGACCACAUAUCAAGGCCAAGAAAAAGGCGUGCGCUAAAACACCCACACAACCUAUGCUAAGUUGGCAUAUAAAGGCACGUACAACAUAGACGCGAUCACGCUGCGCAAGCUGAGAAAUGACAAAAUAUCGACAAAUGGGCAAUCGUGCUAAUUUGUUUGCUUGCGUGCGCGUGCCUCGCGCUUUGGUGUGUGAAGGCAUGCGGACGACAGUAGACGUAAUAACGCAAAGUUAGCCCAAGUGUGUGGCUCGCCUAGAAGCUCUCUUUAGGUUUGUCAGCCUCAUUGUUCCUACUGGGCAUCGUCCGUUGAAAUCGACCAUCGAAUUGCCAUACGUGUAAUUGCGGCUGCAGCCUUAGGGACUUCCGUUACGCAAGUUUACAACAUAAACGCAUGUGAGCAGUGCGAAUGAUGUACGGUGGUUGGAUAGUACACCUGGAACGAUGUGUGAGUGCGUGAAAGACAGAGAGGGCAAAGACUUCUCCUAAUCAACGGACAACCAAAACGCAGUGAGAAAUUUUGCUUUUAUUGACAGAACUUGUAACAAACUGCAGGGCACUUGAGUGAGGUUGAAAUACGAAUAGGCGUUCCCCACGGCCACCCGAACCUAGGCCCUUUUACAGCCAAUGACCACUAUCCUAUUCCUGUACGCCAUGAUUUUAAGUGGGCAAUUUAAGUGUGUUUUCAGCUAAGGCCUUCGCAUAGUCAUCCUGUGAACAAAUAUACACGCUGGGAUUGACGAGGUAGUAUGCAGCAGGAAUAGACUUUGGGACGCGAUGGAGGCGUUAGCAUAGUAAACUAUACUUUUCAGAUUAGUUUCAUCCUCUUACAAAUCCUCUCCUCUUAAAUGUGACACUGUUGUCGUGACUGAUGCUGUCAAAGGGUGUCGAUGAGUCGACAACAAAAAGUUUGCCAAAUCAAAAGUCAGGGGGACAGGGUUGGUAGGACAACCUUUACUGCGCCAAGAGAGCAUACUGGUGGCUCAGAAGGCAGCGGCAGUCAUUGUAAGAAGCCGAGACCUAGGCCUUGAUGUUGUUAGUCCCGGCGCGAGGUGCGUGCGUGGGUCGGCGCAUUGUCCGGUUGCGGCCAAUCGCUGUAGGCGAAAAUAUCGAUUGGCGUCACAGCGUGGGUAAGCCGAAGGGCGAGCCACACGCAACGCAGUCAGCAGGCAAAGGGGACGCGGUCGUUGUCGUCAUGCCGAGUACCCGACUGCAUGUUUCAUGCAAGAAUAGCGGCAUGACUUAGGUCACAUUGAGGUUCAUUAUGAAGUUCGUAAACUGCCGUAUGUUAGUUUUCGAACACGGAUUCAUUGGUGCAGAUUCAGCAGACAUUGAACAAUAUCUUCAGAAUAAUGGUGGUAUUAUACUUUGUCAGUGACCCAGAAGUCCAGCCCACAAAGUCCUCAGAGGAUACCUGAGGUCAUGGGAACAGCCUGGUGGGAACUAAGAGUGUGUACUCAGCCUCCCCUAUUCCACGGUCCCAAGAACUUGCGCAUAAACGUCCGACUCCUGCCAGUGUUUAAUCAAAACGAGCAGAAAUAUUAGAAUUAUGGCAAAUACUCCCAGUGGUUAUCUUAUUUUCAUAGUUGUUCUGUACCACGUGUUGGUGACUAAUGUUCAUUUUUAUCUCGGCUUUUAUGCUAGUGCUUAAAAAGUGGAUAUGAAGACGAAAAUGACCUAGUGUGUGAGUUUAACUAGGCACUAUCAUUUCUUCAGCUAACAGGUCGCUGUGAUUAGGCAACCGUAGUUUGACUACAUGAAGUCUGGCAUCCGCAUUACCGUCGAGGCUGUUCUUAAAAAUUCUGGACUGUUGGACCUAGUAAAGAAAAUUAGCAGUCGAAUCUAGAAAGUAGAAAUACAAAGCCUUCUGUAUGGAAGAUUCGGAUUCCUUGCGUGAUUUAAUAACUGAUUAACGCACUGAUCGCUGGUACAGGUAUUUCCUGUCUUACCUAUACUCUUCAAUUUUUAGACACUUGCCGUUUUGGACUCCCAAGUAUCCAAACAGGCUUGGAACUGUUUUUCCCAUGCAUUGACAAUUCGCGGCCUAUUUACUUUGCAGUCCCAAGAACUGUCAUUAUUACUGAAAGUCGCACCUGUUCCACUUUUGACGCACUUAUAUUAUUCCAUUUUACUACAUGCAGUACCUUUUGCAACUCGGAGGUCAGGUGGCCAGAGUGUCGGCUCUACUCAAGUUUUCCACUUGCUGUCGUGGAUUCGAACCCCACCGAGGUCGCUGAGCUUUGAACAGUUGGGUCGAAACGAGUUAAUCAAAAUCUGCCAAACACAUAUUAAUUACGUGAGCCUGAUAGUCAUCUGGUGGGUCCUAGAUUGAUUACUUAGGAAAUCCUGCUUGGAAAGUCAGUCUACUGUAUCCGAUUUGAUGGAUUGCAUAAGUUCCAGAAGUUCCAGUAGGCUGGGCGGGCAACUUGACCCAAAUGUGAUUAAACUCACGGCUCCAGAUGAGGUGCAUAGAGCGUUGGCUGUGCUCAAGCCUUGUUUUUGUUGUCGUGGGUUCGGAUCCUACCGAGCUCGCCAACUUUUUCCCAGUUGGGUGAAAAUUAAUCAUAGAAUUUUUACAGAAAUCCAUAAAAUAUUGCCUUGUCGAGGUUCGCUGGUAGACAACACAAGGUUUACCAAAUCAAAAUUCAGGGAUACAGGGUUGGUAGGACGACGUCUGAUGCAGCAAUGCGGAAGGCAGUGGCAGCAAUUGUUCUACCAAACAGUGUCAGCCUUUGGUGUUUUCACUCACGGCACGAGGUGCAUGCGUGCGCCUGAGUUGGAGUCGACUGCGUCCAAUCGCUUAAGAUAAAAAUAUCGAUCGAUGUCACGGUGCCGGCAAGCCGUUGACUAGCAAGGGGGGUCGGUCACUGUGACCACAUCGAAUGAACCGCCAGAGUACCAUCAGUUGUGCGUAAUUGCUACGGUUUCUUUCUAUGUACACUCGGUUUACGUCAGAAGUCACUUACACCUUGAUAUAACUCCUUGCCCACUGGCAUGCUCUUUCUAAUUUGUCUUAAAAUUAUGAUGAUGGCUACUUUCCGCCACGUCCUUUCCCGACGUAUAUGCCUUGUGAUGGAAUGUGAUGCUUAACGUACAUUCUACACUCUACAUUACCCUGUGAAGGCAGUGCUAACGAACCUAACAACCGCAGGGCUCCCCAGCGAGGGGUUCGCAAGCACUGCAGGGAUGAAUAGGGUCUAGCAGUAGGACAAACGCCCUUAUCCAAAUAUAUAAUAUUUAUUUUCUCUGCGGGUUUGCAGAUAUCAUAAUGAGCCUUGGACGCCAUAAAGAGAAACACAUUAGCAUAACGAUGACAGUGAAGUACGCCUAAGGACAACCUGUGGGAACUAGGUGAUGUGGCAUCGUCAUCGCCCUUGGUAGGUUGCUAACAGUGAUUUUGAUGGGAAUGACACAUAGGACUUAGCUUAUUUACCAUGUAUGUAAUGCAUUUCUACAUGUAGUUCUAUAGAGGAUAGUUAGAUUCAUCGAAUGUUUCUAUUUGCAGGCGCAAAUGGACAAGGACUCAUAGAACAAAAGCAUAAGCCUGGUACCAUAUGCACCAGUCCGCUGAUUUUGAAAAUUACUGCUUUAAUUUUCGUCACCAGAAUAUUAUUGAGGUUCUAAAGACGGUCCACCAUCUGACGCCUUUGCGACAGAACAGACGUUCCACGAGUUUAUCAACUAGCAAGAAGUUUCAUUUGGGCCGAAACUGCCUAUGACUGACAUGCCGAUGCACGCAUAUUCCCGUCCACUGUAAAAAUUUUACCUCGUAUUUCUUCUGUCAUGGGAGUCGUCGACCGAUUUUUGCUACACAAUCCGCGCUAGAAUAAUUACUAUAAGUACAGAAGAGGACUGGUCGAGCAUUGGAACAGUAAGAUUAAUUUUCUGAGCAUUCUAACUCGUGCAGGAGUCCACCGUCAGAUGUAGUGGCAACAACUGGACGAGCGACGAUUAUAGAGGGUGCUGGCUAAUCAUCGAUCGACGGCUCAAGACAGGAGGUGACUUUUCAGGGCUUUGCACAUCGGCGCCAGAUCGAUAAAUCUAUUGACUGAGUUCUCAUCCAAGGGCCAGGCUUCAGUCAGUUAUCAACCUAUUUUAUUUCUGAAGUGGGUGAUUAUCUUGGUGACUGCAAAGUUUAACUCAUGAACCAUUUCGUAGGUGUGGGCAACCACUUACGAUGAUUCGUUGCCUCCUCGCACAGCCAGCUUGUGUUCGUGUAUGCGCGAUCCUGGCAUGCGUCCAGUCUGACCUGUAUAGUUACAUGAACAGUUUUGACAGAGGAUGUGAUACACUAUCUCAGAGUACGUCUUGGGAUUCAAUAAGUUUUUAAUUUUCAUGACUUAGUUGUGCAUGAUGGCUUUGGGCCCUAUAGUUGUCGCUCGUUCUGUUGUUGCUGCUCUAUCUGACGGUGGACUCCUGCACGAGUUAGAAAGCUCAGAACAAUAAUCAUACUGUUCCAAUGUCCGACCAGUCUUAUUCUUUACUCGUAGUAAAUUCAAUGCCGCCAAUAGUUUACUUCUGUGACUAAUGGAUAGCCGCGGGUACUUAAAUGAUCGCAUGGAUCUGCUGAUGAUUGACAUUUCUACUGAAUGCUGAGGCAGAAACGAUACCAAGUCUCUUAGUUUAAUUAAUAAUUGUAGUCGACCGAAUUGCUUGAACCGGUUGCUCAGACCACUCUUUUAGAUGCUCGUGAAAAUCUAGUGUUGCUUAACCUCGACCAGCAGUGUUAAGUGUACGAAAAGGGAAGGAAGGAUUAGCUGGAAUCCUGAACUCAGGAGUCCAGAAGUGCCUAAGGGCGUUUAAGCGCGUGAUCGUAGUCUGGUAAAUCAUUCCCUCUGGCAAUUUGUCCGCAGGCAGAGGCAAAAAACAGCAAUUGUCUUGGCCUCUUGCUUCUGAAAAGGACAACUCGGGGCUGUAUGGAAAAAGGUGCGGACGGGCCAGAGCUGGCCUACCGUCAAAAAAUUUUUGCAGAAGACUGCGGAGGCGCGCUUGUUGUCUGAAGCGCAAAAAUACGAAUGACGUUGUUAGGACGACGUGCCGCACGCCGCAGCCUUGUCUGACUUACCCUUUUUCCCACUCAAUCUCACUAACAUGCGCUCAGCCGACGUAUGCAACCGUGCGUACUAAAAUUCAAAGCGGGAAUCUUUGUCAUCACCACAGCUGCAAUAGAUGAGGUUGGGGAGCAAAAAUAGCUAGCCACCGCCCCAUGCCUCUGCCUCUCCCCCAAACACCGACGUCGGUCCGACUCUCCACGCGAUCUUACGCGCGCCCGCGUGCAUGUUUGUUUUUCUAGGCUCGGUACAGGUCUGGCCGACUGCCAAAACCGGACGGACGCACUACCUGUCUGCGCACUCACGGCUGCCGCAAGGGUGGUAUCGCGUUUGCGCCUUUACGCUCGCUCGCUCGCUCGCUCGUUGUCUCAGUUACUCCUGGAGUGAUGGCUUUGGGCUAAGGCAGAAAAGAUCGAUCGUUUUAUGCUCGCAUCGCGCACGAAACACGUGCGGCGCUAUCUGAUUGUAGGACGGAAAUGGGCCUUGGCGUUUUGCCUUUAGAGCUGAGGCCACACAGCUCCCGCAGACCGUAUCAUAACUUCUAGCAAUCGAUAAUCGAGAAGCCUUGACGAAAAAACGGGGGCACUGAAGUCGCUAUUUCUGAUUACUUGGACCAAAAGCCAGGUUACAUGUCAUUCCGUCGAUCAUCAGGCGACGGCAAAACAAACGUAUAGCAUUGCUAAUCCAACUGAGCGAAGCAGCGCAAAACAACCAGGCGGGUAAGGUGCUCUCCGACUAGAACACGCAAGCGGCGGACCCACGUUCUGGGCUUUGGUGUGUACCUGCGCUUGUCGUCAGAUAGUGGCUCAUUUGCACAUGUAGUAGGGUCAUUGAUACCUAACACAUCUGCCUUACAGUUAUGGUUGCCAACGUCAGUACUGAUAGCCAAACACUUAUACUUGCCUGUAUGUGUGCGCGUGACAUAGAAUAGGCGGUUUUUUUUUCUCUCUCUCUCGUGACAGUUCGACCGUUGUUGCCGACGGUGCCCACCGUGCGCUCCGCUACAAGGUGGAGCAGGGACGGUGA
Spirometra erinaceieuropaei is the source of this 6488-nucleotide messenger RNA. NCBI's taxonomy places the organism in Eukaryota, Metazoa, Platyhelminthes, Cestoda, Diphyllobothriidea, Diphyllobothriidae. The record is from the annotation of a GenBank genome assembly.